This is a messenger RNA of Suillus subaureus, 588 nucleotides long. RefSeq lists its product as uncharacterized. Lineage: Eukaryota; Fungi; Basidiomycota; Agaricomycetes; Boletales; Suillaceae. The transcript is spliced from 2 exons. Bases 160 to 471 code for a protein of 103 amino acids. The record is from RefSeq and is a predicted model, not a curated record.
UUGGCCGCGCAUCAUAUCCGUAUGAAGGGAACAUCCGAAUUUGUUUCCGCUUCUCCCGCUCUACUCGUGUAUCUAUGCCGCCGGCAUUGAUACAGAUCGCAUUUCGAAAUAGCUCUUCGUGCUGACAUUUCGAAGCGCAUUCACGUUACCCUUAUGUAGAUGAUUAUUAACGUUACCCGGAUACUCUCAGCCGAUCCACGUCAUACCCCUACUAGGGACCAGAACUCGUUCCUCUUGCUUUCCUAUUCACUCCGCCUCCAUAUCUACUUGUGCCGGAUCGACACUCCACUUCCCCGCGCACCCCACGCCUCACCUCAACCCCAAAAUCCUACCCGUUCACCACUCCAAGCCCUAAACCAUACGCACAACUUCCGCAUAGAAUCAUAUGAAUUAACAACAAAAGAACUCUCCAUCACUAUACCAACCCAACCUACUACUACAUUGGUCAUGACAACAACAAUGAUCCAUUGACACCUCGGGCUUAUACCCCAUGCCCGGGCUCAUUUCACCGUCGAAUUGGAUAUGAAUGCACAACUCUGAUCUCGAGUUGGACGCCGGAUGACGUCAUCCAUGGUUCUGUGUCAAUCU